GAUUUCGCCAAUCACGAGGCUACACGCUCGGCGAGGUGUAUGUACGAAAAGACACAUUGAACGUAUAUAUACACUAAUAAAACAGCAGAGCAUUUAGUUUCUAAAAAAAUCUCAAUCUAAAAGUUUUUUCUACAUUUAGAGAAAAUGAAGUUCUCUCCGACCCAGUUUUUAACUUUAACUAUUGCCCUAACUUAUUUCGAGUUAGGAUGUUCAGCAAGUUCUUCUCACGGAGACCAAUCUCAACCUCCUGGAGGACCUCCUUCGAAUAGACCUGCUUCCUCUUCUAAUCGUCCUUCCUCUCCUAAUAGUUCUUCCUCUUCCUCUCAUGGUGGCUCUUCCUCUCAUGGUGGCUCUUCCUCUUCUAAUCCUUUUGGACCUGAUAUCCAAAUACGUUCCAUGCAUGAGCUUAAUCUCCCGCCAAUAGACUUUCCCAGUGGUAUGUAUUAUGCAUAUCUUGGAUUAAAUUCAGUAAAUGGUCGCUGGGUAUACCUAGAUGACGAGAAUGAAGAAAUACAUCGAUUCGAUCCGCUCACCGGACUGAGAGAAACUUUUGGGUAUAUUGAUCGAGUACGGGUAAAUAAUUACGUUUCUGGAAUAUAUCGUAAAAAAGGGGGUCCAAGAGUUAAAAUCAAUAUGAAAAACCUGAAAGAAUAUACAAUCAUGACCUCGAAUGAGAUGAGUCACAGUCCUAUAAACUAUCGCAUAAUAGGUGAAUUUAAAGUGCAAAAAUAAGUGCGUGACUGUAUCAAUACGUAUCAUACAACUUACUUAAAAAAUCAAGUACAUUGCGAAAAAUUUGAAUCAGUUUCUUUUUGUGAACCAAAUAAUUAAAACGUUGUAGGAUAAUUUUCUGACUAUUAACUACAAAUUAAAAUGAAUUCGACGUUUGUAUAGA
Molecule: messenger RNA, 895 nt
Organism: Belonocnema kinseyi
Lineage: Eukaryota; Metazoa; Arthropoda; Insecta; Hymenoptera; Cynipidae
Exons: 2
Coding region: 145-732 (195 amino acids)
Source: RefSeq, a predicted model, not a curated record